AACACAAACUUGUCAUCUACAACACCUCAAUAACUCAACCAUGCAACAACACUGCCAACUUCCUUAACUACCACGACCGCGUAUCCUACUAACAUGGCGCCGUCCGCGAUCGAUAUUCCUGCGCUUCCUGUGCGCCAGGAGAAGACCUACCCGCCCGCACGAAUUUACAAUGUGAAGGAAACCAAGUUCGAGAAGCCCACUCCCGCUCAGCCUGAUGGUCGCGAGGAGGCUCUAGCAAAGCCUGCCGGCACCGUCGCCAUCGUAAUCGACAAUGGCUCGUCCGCUGUUAGAGCUGGAUGGUCAUUCGAGUCGAAGCCACGGUUGAGCAUCCCUCCUAUUAUGGCCAAGUAUAGAGACAGAAAACUUGGCAAGACCUAUUCCUUCGCAGGCUACGAUUGUUACGCCGACACGACUGCUCGCGGACAUAUUAGAAACGCUUUUGAAGCAGGGACAGGCAUCGUUAGCAACUGGGACGUGGAAGAGCAUAUUCUCGACUGGACGUUUCUGAAAUUGGGCAUGAACAAUGCUGACGGUGCUAUCGAUCUGCCUAUUGUCAUGACCGAGGCCGUGGCUAACCUGCCUUAUUCACGAAAAUCUAUGAACGAAAUCAUCUUCGAAUGCUACCAGGCCCCGUCAUUUGCCACCGGCAUCGAUUCUCUCUUCUCCUACCGAUAUAACAAGGGUUCUACCGGACUAGUGGUCUCUUCCUCAUACAGCUCUACCCAUGUCAUCCCCGUGUUCGAUUCGAAGGCUAUGCUAGCACAGGCUAUCCGACUGAAUUGGGGAGGAUGGCAUGCUGCCGAAUACCUCCUAAAGCUCAUCCGUCUCAAAUACCCGUCAUUCCCAGGAAAACUUAACGCUUCGCAGGCUGAGCAUAUGAUCAGAGAUCAUUGCUAUAUAUCCAAGUCAUACGAUGACGAGCUACGGUCGUAUUUAGACUGGACUGGACUGGAAGAUCGCGAUGUGGUAAUCCAGUAUCCGUUUACAGAAGAAGUGAUCAUCCAAAAGAGCGAGGAAGAACUCGCUAAGAUAGCUGAGCGAAAGAAAGAAAGCGGGCGACGAUUACAGGAGCAAGCCGCCAAGAUGCGCUUAGAAAAACUUAUGAGAAAGGAGCAGGAAUUGGAGUAUUACAAAAAACUACAAGUAAAGAUAAACGAUGCAAACAAAAAGGACACCAAACGCCUCCUAGACGCGGAAGAGAUGAAGGAUGAGGCGCAUCUUGAGCGUACAAUUAAAGAGCUGGACAAAUCCAUCAAGCGCGCCCGUACGAAGGACGUGGGUGGCGAUCCGGAAGAGGAACAGGAAGAACCUGACUUUAGCCUCCUUGAAGUUCCCGAUGACCAGUUAGAUGAAGCUAGCCUAAAGCAAAAGCGACACCAGCGACUCUUAAAAUCAAACCACGAAGCACGAGCACGCGCGAAGGCGGAGAAGGAGGCCGAAAAGGCGCGCGUUGUAGAGGAAGAACGGUUAGACAGAGAGCGGCGUGAGAAUGAUCUUGAGGGUUGGCUUGAGGAGAAGCGAGUGGCACGUAACCUCACAUUGCAGAAAAUGAAGGAACGAGAUCGUCUUAAGGCAGAUCUCGGAAACCGCAAAUCUCUAGCUUCGCAAAUUCGCAUGAAGUCUAUCGCAAAUCUCGCAUCGGAUAACCCAAGAGGCAAACGCCGUCGCGGCGGAGACGACGAUAACUUCGGCGCCAACGACGACGACUGGGGUGUGUAUAGGCAAAUUCAGGUGGGCGAGGGCGGUAGUGAUGACGAAGAAGGUGAGGAAGAUCUUGAGGCAACCCUUAAGACGCUCGAGGAAGACCUACUUCGUUACGAUGAGGGAUUCACGCACGAGCAUACGUGGGAGGCCCAAAAUGACUGGAACAAGAGCCUCCUACACGCGUUUCUGCGCGGCCCCCGACCCUUCGACCCGUCCUCCCAGGCGGAGAUCCACCAGAUCCACCUCAACGUCGAGCGCAUACGUGUGCCGGAGGUCCUCUUCCAGCCCUCCAUCGCGGGCGUCGACCAGGCCGGACUUGUGGAGAUUGCCGGCGACAUACUCACCCAGCGGCUCGUAGGCAUCCCGGGGCUAAACCGCGACGACUUCUUAAAGGACAUCUUCCUAACGGGCGGCAACACACUCUUCAACGAUUUCGACACCCGCCUCCGCCAGGGGCUCACGCCGCUACUACCCGUCGAUGCGCCGCUUAACAUUCGCCGGGCCAGCAACGCGCUAUUAGAUGCGUGGCGCGGCGCCGCUCAGUGGGUUGGCACGCCGGCCUGGAAGACGGCUACGGUGACCAAGGCGGAGUAUCAGGAGAAGGGGCAUGAUUACUUGAAGGUACGUUCGUAAUUUUGAUUCUAUUAUUAUCUCUGCAUAUACAGACCACA
Messenger RNA from Annulohypoxylon truncatum, 2375 nucleotides. RefSeq names its product actin-related protein, ARP5 class. NCBI's taxonomy places the organism in Eukaryota, Fungi, Ascomycota, Sordariomycetes, Xylariales, Hypoxylaceae. Gene Ontology annotation, cellular component: cytoplasm; Ino80 complex. Gene Ontology annotation, biological process: regulation of DNA-templated transcription. The transcript has 2 exons. The record is from RefSeq and is a predicted model, not a curated record. Bases 94 to 2337 code for a protein of 747 amino acids.